Molecule: messenger RNA, 2457 nt
Organism: Linum trigynum
Lineage: Eukaryota; Viridiplantae; Streptophyta; Magnoliopsida; Malpighiales; Linaceae
Source: the annotation of a GenBank genome assembly
CGAGACUUUAUUGAGUAUAAAGAGCGGACAUGGCACGAAUAUAAUAUUUAUUUGAUAGAAAAUAAAUAUAAAAAGACAUAGGUUCAAAUAUUGCAAAACACAAGUAGAAAAAUAAUUAUGUGUUGUUGUUAGAAGUGUCAUAAAGAUAUAUACGUAAUUACUAACAUAAGUAAAAAUGGACAAAGAAUUAAACAAAGCCAAAUCACACUCGCUAUACUUCCAAUUUUCUUUUCCCCUUAUUUGUUAUUUUUCUCAAACAUUAUCGGUUAAUACUAUCUUUCCCGUCCAAUUUUCACCUUUUUUUUCAUUCUCUAUUUUUUUCGUCAUUUUCAUUAAACACGGAUACAAGCAUGACACGAGCACGAAUAGGCACGACACAAUUCGAACCGUGCCCGGACCUGGGCCUGGCCUAGCAAAAUUAACAAAUAUACUGGUAUGACACGACACGAAAACUGACGAACCAUAUCAAGCACAACACGAAAUAAAUGAGCUCAAAACGAGCCUAUGCCGUGCCGAUCCAAGCACGGCCCAGCGCCCAUCUACAGCUGUGACCCUCUCGCCUGACAUUUUCUUUCCUCCCUUUCCCGCGCUGGCCUACAACUAUGAAGAGAGCCGCCGGGUCCUACGAAUACAAAUUUUCGUUAAAAGUAAGAGGCAAAUCAUAAUCAUACCAAAUUAUUAUUUAAUUGUUAGAGUAGCAGCAGCACACAGUCCCCAUCCCAUCCCCACACAGCAAACCAAGUGGAGAUCAAUCAAAUAUUUGUUCUUAUCGUUUCCAUUUCUAAGCGAUCCAACCAGGAAAAAAAAAAAGAUGACCAAAUGGAGAAAUCAAAUCUUUUCUACUGUUUCUUCUUCGCACUUUCAUUGUUUGUUAAUCACUAUUUAGAAACAGAUAUAAUUUCAUUGAAAAGGUCCAAUUCUUCCAGCGGUGUAACCAUUAACCAAACCAAACCAAAUUAUUGAUGGGAUUAACUUGCUUCUUCUUAAACCCCAUCCCCCUGGGCCCUGUUUCUCUGCCCACUUUCCUUCUUCCUUUCCCCUGUAGCUUUCUUACAAUAAAACCCUCCACCGCCGCACCUCAAUUUGCUCUCUCCAUAAAUUCCAAUUUCUUCCCCUCAUCUGUCUUAUAUUCAAUUCCCCAAAAACCCAAUUCCUCCAAAACCCGAAAUUCGGAAACCCCCCAGCAGAUCCUGGAUUUCAAUUUGCCCAAUCCACCACCGCCGCCGCCAUGAAAUCGAAAGCAGGGCAGAACAGGAACGUGGUCCUCAGGAUAAUAACUUGCCCGAUUCGGGCGCUGGGCAGGGCCAGGGAUCUCUACGUCAGAAGCCUCACGGGAUGCGGCACCGUCGCCACCCAUAACCCCAGCCGCCGCCGCCGCGUCCCUAAUUACCACACCACCCACUUCACCUCCUUGCCCCGCAGCCUCAGCGCCGCCGCCUCCACCUCCAACGGCGGCGGUGAGGACCUCCGGGAGCUCAUGAGGGCCGCCUCGGCACGGGUAUACGGCCACAAGAACGAGGCCGAGAUGUACGCCGAGCAGCUCCGGCAGCAGGAGAGGGAGGCCAACAGAGUGGCCGCCAGUGUUCUGCCGAAGAGUGUCAGCGUCGGGAUGGGGUUCAUGGGGAGGAUCGACGAGGAUAAGGCGUGUGAGGAGUUCGAAGAGGACGCCGCCGAUGGAUCCUCCUCCUCCGCGGCCGGCGCCGGCGAAAGAGACGUCGGCAAGAAGGUUGAGAAGUACCCGCGCAGCAAGAGCUACGCGCCUGCUUCCAAGCGACUUGGCGUUUUCUAGGUGGCCGUAUUUUUAGUUUUACGGCAAGCUAGUUGUUGCAACUUUGCCUGCCAGUUUGGUUUGUAGUUUUGUACAGAGAGAGGGAUGAAUUAUUAAUGGCGGCGGCUAUCUUCUCUUCUUCUCCCAUUGUCAACCGUGGCCAACACUUAUUAUUAUUAUUAUUAUUAUUAUUAUUAUUAUUAUUAGUUUAUUACAAUUGGAUCUCUCGAAAGAGGUACAAAAUACACGUAAAUAAUAUUACUGAAAUUAGAUCAAUUCAGUCAAUUGUGAGUAAAUUUCUCAAAAGAGAAUGAGCAAAUCCAAUCAGCAAUAGCAUUAAACUUUGUAGGGACAAACUUGAUCUUGAUUUGAGUGUUUUAGAGGAUUGAGGCCAAGGAUCUCAUCCAGGCAGCACCCCCUCCAAGGCCAUUUAGACUUGUCCUCCGAAGGAGCAUGCACCAGAACUUGACACUUAGACAUGACAAUGCAUUCGUCACUAUAUUUUUGAGCUAAUUUGAGACCUUCCAAAAGCGCUUUCGUUUCUGCUUCAAACGGGGUAAAACAAAUGAAAGUGUCACCUCGUCUAUCAAUAACUUGUCCAUGGUGGUUAACAAACACAACCAUGAACACAGAAGAGUUUAUUGCCAUUUCUGAGCUCGCUGUGUCUGGAAUACAAUAUUUCAAUUCUU